CAUGCCAGGACUUGUGUCUGCGGCAGCGCCUAGCAGCCUUCACUGACUGAAGGAAGUGUGUUGGGGGUUGAGUGGAGCAGAGCAGUGCAGCAGUUCAGGAACAGAGCAGAGCUUCCAUUUUAACACGGCCAACAGAAGCCAACAGCCAGUAGUAGGAGUCAGCUGCAACAGCCUGGGAGGGAGGGAGCAGCAGUGGGGGCGGCAAAGCCAGACAAAGUGAGCUCACAGAAGUGCCUCUGAUCACCCUGCAACCGCAUUCCAGCACAGGAGAAUGAGCCAGUCAGCCUCCUCUAAGCCUGUGUGACGGGACCUAAACUAAACCUCAUCUUCUCUUCUCUUCUUUGCCUGGACUUUAUCACCCUCCUCUUUUUCAGCAGUGUCUGACUGACAAGGGAUUUCAAAGGAAGAAGGAGAAUAAAAGGUCCUAUUUUCAGUUUUGAAACGCUCUCCUUCCCUCCCUCCCAACAGCAAGAAGACCCAGAUGUGAGAAUGGAUGAGGGAUACGAACUUGACCUGACCUACGUGACUGAGCGCAUCAUCGCCGUGUCCUUCCCUCGGACAUGCUCAGAAGAGAUCUACCUCCACAAUCUGAAGGAUGUCACCCGGAUGCUCAAGUCCAAGCACGCUGAUAACUACCUGAUUAUCAACCUGUCGGAGAAGAGACAUGAUCUCUCUAAAAUGAACCCUAAGACUCUGGACACGGGCUGGCCUGACCUGCAUGCCCCUCCUCUGGAUAAGAUCUGUACCAUCUGUAAGGCCAUGGAAGGCUGGCUCAACGCUGACCCUCUACAUGUGGUGGUCAUACACUGCAGGGGUGGGAAAAACAGAAUUGGAGUGGUCAUCUCAUCGUUUGUGCAUUUCACUGACAUAUCUGCCAGUGCUGAUCAGGCCCUGGACCGCUUUGCAAUGAGGAAGUACUAUGACGACAAGGUCUCAGCAUUGAUGACACCUUCUCAGAAAAGGUAUGUUUGGAUCCUGAACAGUCUCCUGAGUGGGUCGAUGAAAAUGAAUGCUUCUCCACUGUUCCUGCAUUACAUCAUUCUUCAUCGGAUACCCAACUUCAACACUGCAGGAGUGUGUCGCCCAUAUCUGAAAGUCUACCAGGGAAUGCAAGCUGUCUACUCCUCAGGGGUCUAUCACAUUGGGCCUGGACACAGAGACAGGAUAUGCAUCAGUCUGGAACCUGCUCAGCUGCUAAAGGGAGACAUAAUGGUGAAAUGUUACCAUAAGAGUGAUGUCACUUCGGAGCGUGAGGUCAUCUUCCGGCUCCAGUUCCACACGGGAGCAGUGCAGGGCUACAACCUGAUGUUCGAGAAGGAGGACAUGGAGACUGCCAAUAAAGAACCUAGAUUUCCUGAUUACGGGAAAGUAGAGCUGGUGUUCUCUGAGGGCCCGGAGAAGAUCCCAGGUGCAGAGCGCUGGCAGAACGGGGCAGACGUCAGUGUGGACUACAACACAGCCGACCCUCUGACACGAUGGGACUCCUACCAGAACAUCAAUGACGGGGAAGUGCCUCGCUCUCAGGGCCUGGCCCAGGACAAAGCAGCCCUGUCCAAGAGGAGCGCUAACGGGGGAGGAUCCACCAACAUGACCCUGGGCCGUGGAGCCCACCGAGCCACCUCUAUCACCAGCAGCCCCGACCACAGCGACCACGCCCUGUCAGCCAGCAGCGACUCAGGCCUGUCCAGCACCUCCCUGUGGACCGACCGACCCCCAGCUCCUAUCACCACCAGCACCAGGUCCCAGCAGGGCCCCAGCCGCCAGGAAAAGGCCCAGCUGAAGCGCCUGCUGAGUGGGUUUGGCCUGGAGGAACCCUCCCGAGAGGUCGAGGAGAUGUCUGAGUGCGGAGGUGGAGGGCCAGGAGGGGUGGCCUUCCAGAGACUGGUCCAAGUCCAGGUGCAUGUCGUCGGAGACCCGCGGCCCCCCAGGGAGAGGGAAACGGACAUCCUGGAUGACCUGGUCCUCCUGUCGGGUCACGACCUGCACAGUGUGGACAGCCUGGGAACCCUGUCAUCGUCCUGCCACAAGAGCAGCCAGAAUUCCCUGCUGUCGGAUGGCUUUGGCAGCCCCGGGGGAGAGGAGCUCCAACACCAGCACCACCACCCAGCCCCUGCAGCCAUGGAGGAGUACGAGAGGGCCUACGCUGAGGCCCGGAGGGGCUGUCUGGGCCAAAGGAGUGCUUCGAUCUCUGCCUCCACCCCAGCCAGCACUGUUCCCAUGCCCAAGCAGCAGGUCUACCUACAGGGCAGCUACUCCACACACACCUGGGUGCGCCAGCAGCAGAUGGUAGCAGCCCAUCAAUAUGCCUACCUGCAGGCCGAGGAGGGUGAGGAAAGAGAGAGGUACCCAGGGAACAACAAGCAGCAGGAGGGAAGCCCACCCAAACCACCAGCCCCUACAGUGCCACAACAAAGCUCCGUGCUGAGGAUGGACACUGCUGUCCAGAGAACGGUGAUGGCCCUGCCAGAAACUCACAGUGAGCAGUCUCCUGCGGUCGUCAACAAGAACAAGCGAGACGAGGAGUUCAACUCUUUGACCGUGGACAUUGAUAACUCCAUCGACCAGCUCAACCAGUUGAUUAUGGACCUGGACCCCACGUUCAUGCCGGUCCCCACACGCUCCAGCUCGGUCAAGAGGAACGGAGGUACAGGGACGCACGUGAAUGGCUCUGCCACCACCACCACCACCACCUCAACAGGCUGCCCCAAUGGAGUCAGUCACAGACUCAUGGAUAACAGUACAGCCCCACUGCAAAGCACACAGCAGUCAGCCGUCCCAUCGUCCAUUGGUGAUGUCAGAGUGGACGCCAUGCAGAGUCUGAGUCGGCAGGUCAGUGAUGUCACAGAUCACCCAGGGUUCUGUGGCUCAGGUUGGGGUGUGCAGGAAGACUACAGGAGCACACGGACCUACUCACCCUGCGCACCUCACUCACAGCAUGGCAUGCUAUACAGGAGUGACAGUGUGGACUACAGAGCUCAGGGUUCAGAGAUGGACAGCGGAGUGGAGGCUGGUAGUGACAUGACUCCUCCUACUCCUGCCUUCCCCAUCUCUCCCCCUACACCUUAUGUGAAAAACAUGCCGGAAUUCCCUCACCUGAGGCAAUCUCCGUCUCCCAGCAUGCAAUCCUUCGGAGCUUACAGGAUGGAUCAGGAGCCUCAUGGUUACUUAGAGAUGAUUGGUCACCUUCCCCAGUCCACAGUUGAGGGCCUACCAGACUCCUCCUCCAGCAGCCAUAGGUCCUUUGGCUCCUCUCGCUCCGCCUUCACAAGUGGGACGCUCCAAAGGACAGACAGCCCCUCCAUGGGUCAGCCCUGGCCAGAGGACAGAGCCCUCCUGAGCCGCCACGCCUCCCUUAGCACCUGCCCCACCCCCAGGCACCUCCCUCCCCACUCCAUGUCCCUGGACUAUGGACACCACUCCCCUCCCAUGCACCCCCACCCGGCCCCCAAUGCCCACAGCUCCCCCCGGGGAAGCCAGCGGAGCCACAUGGCCCGCUACGCCCUCACCCACAGCCCCGCACACAGCUUUGAUGAGCAGGACGACUCAGGCCUGGGGAGCUACGGCACCGUCGACUGCCCAGUCUCUGCCUCUCCUCUUCUGGGGAACGGAGGGAUGGAGAGGGGCAUGUUGAUGUCUGGUUCCAUGGACCAGCAGGGCACCAUCCGGACCCAGCAGCACCAGCAGCUCCAGGCCCAGGGGGCCUUGCCUCCGCUGCUGCCCGAGAAGAGGAGGGCAUCAGACGGGGAGCACUCCCUGGGCACGGCCUCCCCAGCCCCCAGCGGGUUCUCCAGCCCACACAGCGGGAGCUCCCUCAGUAUCCCCUUCCCCAAUGUCCUGCCUGACCUCUCAGCCUCUGCACAGAUGCUGGACAUUGCCUCACCUCUGCCAGAUGUCCUGGCCAUCAAGCAGGUAACUGUAAAAUUUGUGCAAGACACAUCGAAGUUCUGGUACAAGCCUGAUAUCUCCAGGGACCAAGCUAUCUCAGUCCUGAAGGACAAAGAGCCUGGGUGUUUCAUUGUACGCGACAGCCACUCCUUCAGAGGUGCCUAUGGGCUGGCCAUGAAGGUGGCCACACCCCCUCCCUCAGCCCUGCAGCAGACCAAGAGAGGAGGAGAUCUGUCCAAUGAGCUGGUCCGUCACUUCCUGAUUGAGUGUACACAGAAAGGAGUUCGGUUGAAGGGCUGUCCCAAUGAGCCCUACUUUGGAAGUUUAACAGCGUUGGUGUGCCAGCACUCAAUCACUCCCCUGGCCCUGCCCUGCAAACUCAUCAUACCUGACAGAGAUCCUCUUGAAGACAUGGUGGAGAAUACUACUACACAAUCUAUCACCAACUCUGCUGCUGAGCUGCUCAAACAAGGAGCAGCAUGUAACGUGUGGUUCCUGGGCUCGGUGGAGAUGGAGUCUCUGACGGGGUACCAGGCUGUGCAGAAGGCCACCAGUGUAACGCUGGGCUCAGACCCUCUGGGUUCAGACCCUCUGCCCACCUCCACCGUGGUCCACUUCAAAGUCUCCUCACAGGGUAUCACCCUCACUGACAACCAGAGGAAGUUAUUCUUCAGAAGGCAUUAUGCAGUGAACACUGUCAUCUUCUGUGCAUUGGACCCUCAAGAUCGGAAGUGGAAAAAAGAUGGCUGCACUUCAGCAAAGAUCUUUGGCUUUGUGGCAAGGAAGACGGGCAGCGGGCAGGACAACGUGUGCCACCUGUUUGCCGAGCACGACCCCGAGCAGCCCGCCAGCGCCAUUGUCAACUUCGUCUCCAAGGUGAUGAUUGGCUCCCAGAAGACCAAGUAGACCUGUCAUGCUGCUAGCUGAUUGGCUGUUUCUGUUUGGCUGUUUCUAAAACUGGAAACUGUAUUGUACAACCCACAACCUGAGGGUUAUGACCCAGGACUUAAUACGUUGGAUACUGGAAGGCAGUGGAAGAGAGUUCCACCAACAGAACUAGAGUGAGUUCUGUGAGUCUCUAUUUCUAUGUUUCCCCCACCUAAGAAUGGGAUACAAUGAACAAUGUAUAACUGGACAUUGGAUAGAUUUCUCUUGAUAACGAGCAUGCAAAGACUUAUAAGUUCCAACUCCACCACCUAUCCAAGUAAACUCCUAGUCACAGCACAGAGGGAGCUGUGGACCAUCAGCAGGACAGGAGACUCAAUAAAAUCUUUCUUGAGUCGAAUGAAAACUCAAAACUUCCUUUGACUUCAUUUUCUAAUAGACUCACCUAAUGAUGAGCAUUAGGGGUGUGUAUGCAGGGAAACAUAGAAUACAACAGGUAUAUUAUAACAUGUGUAUUUCAUUUUCAUUUAUUGUUAUAGAACUAAUACAGGUGUUUGCAUUUCUGUCUUGAAGGGGUUUACAGUUUUAUGUAUCCCAGCUCUUUACAAGUUAGUUACAUAUUCCUAUUCUCAACAUGCUCUGUAUGGUGUGAUACUAUACUAAAGUUAGUUACAUAUUCCUAUUCUCAACAUGCUCUGUAUGGUGUGAUACUAUACUAAAGUUAGUUACAUAUUCCUAUUCUCAACAUGCUCUGUAUGGUGUGAUAUUAUGCUAAAGGUGAACCUAGAAGUCUGGCAUGUAAGGGUUUGUCAUGUCGAAUAUUUAACCAAAAUGAAAGAAACAAUAUAAAUAAAGCAUUACUCAAGCUAUUAAAAAGGGUAAUGAAAAAUACAUUAAAUCAUAACUUUUCCAUACUUCAUGAAAAAAUAUUUUUUUUGUGAAUGCAUCAAAUACUAUUUUAAAAGUAAUAUCUAUUGACUUCAAAUAUCCCUAAACUCAUGUUUUACCAUCCCAAUAAUUUCUCUUGAACUUUGAUGUUGCUAACUCUGGAAACGUAUGUGAGUUUAACCACUAUCAAAACUAAAAUACACACAAAUGCUAUGAUCUGGAUGGGGAGUGUUAGGAUGAAUUAAACCACAGACCAUUAUUUUAUAUGUAAACCCUAAUAUAUUAUAUGAUUAGUUUAUCUAAUUAGUUCAUUACUUGUACUUCAAACUCCUUUAUUACUUAAUUCAGUAAAACUUUGUCUGGAAGAAUGUUUAAACAUUGAUACAUCACUGUUUGUUUUUCCUCUGGCUAAUCUCAAAUAAUUGUUUUCAAUUGUAUUUUUGGUGGUAUAUUAUUGCCUCUAACUAUAUAUUGGAAUGUCUCAUUGUUAAUAUAAAUAUAUAUAUAUAUAAUAAGGUGUCUUAUAUAUAUAUAUAUACAUUAGAGGACAUUUGUAUUAUAUAUUUCAUUUGGAAUUCAUAAUUUUUUUUGUGUUGGAACAAUAGGUGAUUAUUGAGCUAAAUGGAAAAGUGCAAAUUUAUUAACAUUGCCCACUCAAUGCACCGUGUGAGCUCAAUCAAGCGCAACUUUUAAAACACAUUUUUGUCUAAAUUGACUUUCCUGAUCACUUAUUUCUUUAUGUCAAAUAAUCUGGACAGGGACCAUCUAAUCCAAUACGGUUUUGUUGAAAUAUUAUACAGUCAUUGUUUAUUUA
Molecule: messenger RNA, 6472 nt
Organism: Salmo salar (Atlantic salmon)
Lineage: Eukaryota; Metazoa; Chordata; Actinopteri; Salmoniformes; Salmonidae
Source: RefSeq, a predicted model, not a curated record